Messenger RNA from Brettanomyces bruxellensis, 2793 nucleotides. RefSeq lists its product as uncharacterized. Bases 1 to 2793 code for a protein of 930 amino acids. Gene Ontology annotation, cellular component: telomerase holoenzyme complex. Lineage: Eukaryota; Fungi; Ascomycota; Pichiomycetes; Pichiales; Pichiaceae. The transcript has a single exon. Gene Ontology annotation, biological process: nuclear-transcribed mRNA catabolic process, nonsense-mediated decay. The record is from RefSeq and is a predicted model, not a curated record. Gene Ontology annotation, molecular function: protein binding; telomerase RNA binding; telomeric repeat DNA binding.
AUGUCAGCUAGCAGAAGACAUAGCACAGGAACAACACUUUCAUCUUCAUCUGUUGCCCCAAAAGGAUUUCAGAAGCCCACAGGACAACAGCAGCAGCAACAACAGAGAUCUAUCGCCAGUGAAGAGGAGUUGCUAGCAACAAACCUUCAGGAGACCUACAAGGCCAUAUUAAAACUUGAAGUUGAAACACAGCAAGGAUGCUCCGAAGUUAAUCAACGGCUUGCUGAGAAUGAUGCAGGCGCUGAAAUUACAUCACAACUUUGGAUAUUGUACAAAAAUGUUGUGCAGUUGCUUGAUCACUAUUAUGAUUUUCUUCUUUAUGCCUUAUCACCAACUUCAGCGAGGGCUGGAAGGCCACUCGUGAUGAACUAUCGUAUAUUGCGGAGAAUGUGGGUUUAUGGUGUAGUCUCAUUUUUGGAGGUGUUAAAGAAUGUUGCCGCUAUUUUUGUUGAACACGAAAUAUGUGCCUGCUUUAUUGCCUAUGCUUUUAACAUCAUUUCUUGUUUAACAGACGCACAGCUUGGUGUUGAAGGCUGGUGGGCAGAAAAGCUGGGUGACUUAUCUAGAAUGGCCAUAGCACUUUAUCCAGGAAGAUAUAUGGACUGGAAAGCCUCUUCUGUUUCAUGGUAUAGAGCAGCUAUGAGAACUCAGUAUGGCCAUGGAAAGAUUUAUUACCAUGCAUGCACCGUUGAAAGUGAUAAUUUAGAAGCACUUAUGGACAUAGGUAGAAGCAUUACAUGUAGAGACCCAUUUGUCCCUACGGAACAGUACUUGCGAAUGAUUGUGGAUAACGUAUGCUCACAAAGAAACAUGCUAAGUUCAACAGAAAUGGCAAUGAUAGAUUUUGUUAAAAUUCACAAAAUACUUCUGCUACCAAACUACAAUGCAAACCAAGAAAUGAUAAGCCUUGUUUCCCAUUACGCUACGCACUUUGGGAUGGAUAGCAGUAAUGUGGACUUUUUUCAACUGCGUGGAGAUUCUGAUACGGUUCCGAAUGAAAAACUACAGUUUUGGUAUCAAAAAUCUGCAAACUUUGCUUUGUGUAAUAUCAAUCACCUAAUAGGAUUUGGGGAUAGUCGAAAUCCCUUUGCCAAACUUUUUGGUUUACCGGAAGCAUUGAAGGAGAGAAAAGAAAGAAAGGACAAGCACAAAAAAACAUCAAAAUCCGGAGACGCACAAAGCACAACCAGUGGCAGGUCAAUCGGCGAUGAUGCUGAGACCAUUUAUUAUUCUACCGCGGAUGAACAAACAGAAGAGGCUUGGUUUAGUCUUUUAGACUAUGUAAACAGUGGAGUUUUGGAAAUUUCGGUCAGGAUGUUAAGACAGUAUGUUUCUGGGCCAUUACAAUCGUCCACACCACAUAUGAUAAUAUGGCUAUACUUUGUCUUAUCGGUUGGCUGUUCAAUCAGGCUUCAUCCAACAGCAAAGCCUUUAUUUACACAACUAUUUCAUCACUUCUUUCCUUGGGCCAAAAUCAUUCCUUAUCUCAAUGAUGUUCUCUGUAUUCUUAGGUCAUCAGUGGAAGGCCGCUCCAAAUUUAGAUUGGCUGUCAAUAUCUUUAACAAGGGUGACGAGGAUGUUUUAUGUCAUUUAACUGAAAAUGAAAAUUUAUGGGAGGCGUGGAAGUGCUGGGGCUCUGUUUGGUUUGACAAUGUUUGUCUGAAAGGCGAUUAUUCUUCUGCCUAUGAAAGCGGAGUUCAAGAAUCGAUAUUUGACAUUCCAUAUGGCGGUCCUAGAUACUCACCUGCCGUUAAUGGGCCAAGAUUUAUUAGAAUAGCAUUGCUUGCAACGUAUAUUGCGCGUAACUAUCCAGAACUUGGCCUUGCUAUGGAAGGGAAUAUUUUCAAGUAUUAUUCAAAUCAAAGUUCGGAAACCUUGUCCCCUGCUGAAGUAUCUGGUCUUGAGUACUUCUAUCAAGAUCAACGUUUGCGCAAUUUAUUUGAGAAGAUUCCGGAGGCCUUAGUCGUUAAGAGCAAACCAGAAUUAGAGAUUGAUUGCUCCGUAUGGGCCGGAGAAAAUAUCAAUCCUAAACUACCUACAUUAGAAGACAACUCCUAUGGUUUUAUGACUGAGGUUAUCAAUAAUGAUUAUCCGGCAUUUUUGAGCAAGUUCCAGCAGCAAAAUGAUGGUGUGGAUGCAGAUGAUGAAAGCGAAUAUUCUGAUAUAUUUAAUGACCAAGGGGUGUACCAGUCGGAUUCUUUGAAGAUCUCAGGUGACAUUGGUGAUAAAAUAGAUACGUCUCUUACUUUCUUAUCAUUAGAUACGAAUACAUGGCUAAAACACUGUGGACGGAUCUUCAAAUGUGUUAGAGCUAGAAUUUUUAGACUCUCUGUUCCAUUGACAGUAUUUCAAGAACUUCGUUCUUUGAGACGCUCGACAGAUGCUUCAGUGGCUGAUUCUGCAACAAGAGCGGUUAUCAUCAUUCGUCAAUUAUAUGCAGAUAAAAGUGUCUUACCAGUUCGUGCAGAUGGCUCCAAGGCCUCAUCUUUGAAUGAGACAUUGGAAUUUGAGCAAAAUCAGAAUUGGCGUUCUAAUACCGAUGAAAUUAUUAUGAAAGCGGUUAAACUGAAUGAUGAUCUUGGAAAAUCUUUAUUAUUAGGAAGCAAUUACCGCAUUAACCAAGGUGGUAAAGUACUCACUCGUGUCGAGGCAAGUGUUUUCAAAUACAAUAUUCUCAUUACAGAUGAUCGUAAUAUGAACUUACGUGCGAAAGCAAUCAGAUUGAGCAGCUUUUCAAGUCAUUGGCUAUUUGUACGGAUCAACAGGAUUGCAGACGGCAGAUGUACUGAUUGA